AUAACAACAAGUUCCUGCGUUGUUGUGCGUCCGUCUCCUAGUGGCAUUAACAGGAGAAGGUGCAAGUCUCGAAAUCUAAAACCAUGGCCCAGGACAUGACUCUGCUCUGGGGCUCCGGCUCUCCUCCCUGCUGGAGGGUGAUGAUCGCCCUGGAGGAGAAGAAGCUGCAGGGCUACAACCAAAAACUGCUCUCCUUUGAGAAAAUGGAGCACAAGUCCCAGGAAGUGUUAGAUAUAAAUCCCAGGGGACAGCUUCCCUCUUUCAAACAUGGAGACACCAUUGUGAAUGAAUCCUAUGCAGCCUGUUUUUACCUGGAGAGUCAGUUUAAGUCCCAGGGAAACCAGCUGAUCCCAGACAGCCCAGCAGAACAAGCACUGAUGUACCAACGCAUGUUUGAGGGUCUCACAUUCUACGAAAAACUCAAUGCAGUCAUCUACUACGACUGGUUUGUCCCUGAGGGGGAGAGGCAUGACUCUGCACUGAAGAGAAACAAGGAGGCUCUGGCCACUGAACUCAAACUCUGGGAUGGUUACCUGCAGAAGCUGGGCUCAGGCACUUACCUGGCAGGACCAUCCUUCUCACUGGCAGAUGUGACCGUUUUCCCAACUGUUGCUACUGUUUUCAGAUUUGGAUUAUCUGCAGAGCGUUACCCUAAACUGGGAGAGUAUUACGCUCUGCUGAAGGAGAGACCCAGCAUCAAAGCCAGCUGGCCUCCUCAUUGGUUGGAAAACACUAAGGGACAAGACACCCUCAAAGACAUUUGAUGUUUGCUUGCAAGCCACAUCUGCCUGUAGUGCCAUAGUUUGGUUUCUCUACAAAUACUUUUGUAUAGUUUUAACUUACAGUUUGUCAAAUAUGAUCUUCUAGUUUUCUGAAAAAGAAACAGUGUUAAGAUGACUAAUAUGCUGUAAAUAUGUCAUAGUUAUAAGGCAAAAAUGUGGUUCUUAUUUUUUUUUAUCAAACAAACUUUAGUAUUUUGUUCCUGAAAAUUUUCUUUAUGUUAUCUUCCUAUCAAAAAUCAGGCUAUUAAACUGCACUGUUGUUGGCAUAGCAGCUUCCGUUGCCCAGAUACGUGUCAUGUAUAUCUUACAUCAGUAUCCAUUGACUAAUACACAUGAGAGUUGCAAAAGCA
Molecule: messenger RNA, 1132 nt
Organism: Lates calcarifer (barramundi perch)
Lineage: Eukaryota; Metazoa; Chordata; Actinopteri; Centropomidae
Product: glutathione S-transferase A
Exons: 6
Coding region: 84-764 (226 amino acids)
Biological process (GO): glutathione metabolic process
Molecular function (GO): glutathione transferase activity
Source: RefSeq, a predicted model, not a curated record